Molecule: messenger RNA, 3291 nt
Organism: Myotis myotis
Lineage: Eukaryota; Metazoa; Chordata; Mammalia; Chiroptera; Vespertilionidae
Gene: TFCP2
Product: transcription factor CP2
Exons: 15
Coding region: 656-1876 (406 amino acids)
Biological process (GO): positive regulation of transcription by RNA polymerase II
Cellular component (GO): nucleus
Molecular function (GO): DNA-binding transcription activator activity, RNA polymerase II-specific; RNA polymerase II cis-regulatory region sequence-specific DNA binding
Source: RefSeq, a predicted model, not a curated record
CUGGGGACCCUUCAGCCAGCCUAUGCUCUAUCCACUGAGACAAACCGGCCAGGGCCAGAACAUCUUUUCUUUAGGGGUAGGAAAGUGGAAGGAUUUUUAUUAUGUAGAUUGUCUUGCUACUUCUUUCUACUUACUGGUUAAUUAGUCAUAUUUAUUCGGUGCUUGAUCAGAAAAUUCCAGCCUCAUUAAGGUUAAUUAAGAUUACAUUUCUGGGAGAGGUUAAAACUGCAAUUAGAUCAGGUAUUAAAUCUAGGUUUGGCAUCAUGGGCUUUUAGCACUAAUAAUGCCAUUUUGGGCCUGCAGUUUUCUUUUUAACAUAUAUAUUUCUUAUAAAUCACAAUAUCACAGAUGUCCAAUGUGCUGUGGCUGGCUGUGAAGGAGGAACUGACCUUUUAAGAACUAGAGAAGAUGUGGACUGAUUUCUGGACUGGAGAUGAGAAUUGAAGGGAACCUGCGGUUGCUUGAAACUUCAUGGGCGUGAACUGAUGUCCUUGCCUUGCCCAUUUUUAAGCAAGAAGAGUCAAGUCUGCCUCCUGAUAAUGAGAAUAAAAUCCUACCUUUUCAGUAUGUGCUUUGUGCUGCCACCUCUCCAGCAGUGAAACUCCACGACGAAACCCUGACAUAUCUCAAUCAAGGACAGUCUUAUGAAAUCCGAAUGCUAGACAACAGGAAACUUGGAGAACUUCCAGAAAUUAAUGGCAAGUUGGUGAAGAGUAUAUUCCGUGUAGUGUUCCAUGACAGACGGUUACAAUACACCGAACACCAGCAGCUGGAGGGCUGGAGGUGGAACCGACCUGGAGAUAGAAUUCUUGACAUUGAUAUCCCAAUGUCUGUGGGUAUAAUUGAUCCUCGGGCUAAUCCAAACCAACUAAACACAGUGGAGUUCCUGUGGGACCCUGCAAAGAGGACAUCUGUGUUUAUUCAGGUGCACUGUAUCAGCACAGAGUUCACCAUGAGGAAACAUGGCGGAGAAAAGGGAGUGCCAUUCCGAGUACAAAUCGAUACCUUCAAGGAGAAUGAGAACGGGGAGUAUACUGAGCACUUGCACUCAGCCAGCUGCCAGAUCAAAGUCUUCAAGCCCAAAGGUGCAGACAGAAAACAAAAAACAGAUAGAGAGAAAAUGGAGAAACGAACACCUCAUGAAAAGGAGAAAUAUCAACCUUCCUAUGAGACCACUAUACUUACAGAGUGUUCUCCAUGGCCCGAAAUCACAUAUGUCAAUAAUUCCCCAUCCCCUGGCUUCAACAGUUCGCAUAGCAGUUUUUCCCUUGGGGAAGGAAAUGGUUCACCAAACCACCAGCCAGAGCCGCCCCCGCCAGUCACAGAUAACCUCUUGCCAACAACCACACCUCAGGAAGCUCAGCAGUGGUUGCAUCGAAACCGGUUUUCUACAUUCACAAGGCUUUUUACAAACUUCUCAGGGGCAGAUUUAUUGAAACUAACUAGAGAUGAUGUGAUCCAAAUCUGUGGCCCUGCAGAUGGAAUCAGACUGUUUAAUGCGUUAAAAGGCCGGAUGGUGCGCCCAAGGCUAACCAUUUAUGUUUGUCAGGAAUCCUUGCAGUUGAGGGAGCAGCAGCAACAGCAGCAGCAGCAGCAGCAGCAGCAGAAGCAUGAGGAUGGAGACUCAAAUGGUACUUUCUUCGUGUACCAUGCCAUCUACCUAGAAGAACUGACAGCUGUUGAAUUGACAGAAAAAAUUGCUCAGCUUUUCAGCAUUUCCCCUUGCCAGAUCAGCCAGAUCUACAAGCAGGGCCCAACAGGAAUCCAUGUGCUCAUUAGUGAUGAGAUGAUACAGAAUUUUCAGGAAGAAGCCUGUUUUAUUCUGGACACCAUGAAAGCAGAAACCAGUGAUAGCUAUCAUAUUAUACUGAAGUAGGUGUGGGGCAUUCCAUCCUCACUGGCUGCUGCUUCCUUCACCGCUUGGAAACUCCUCUCUCGAAGAGGUUGCAAAUGGAGAUUUGAAGGUCUGCAGGAAUCUGGCUGUGUGGGGGGAGUCCAGGUCAUGGAGGCAGCAGCUCAGCCAUCUGUGUGGGCCCCAGCUCUUGUGGCAUACACAGAUUACUGCCCAACAUGCAUUUCUGCCGCUGUUUCUUAGUUAAAAUUUCUGGACUCUGUUGUUAUUGAAUAUCAGUAGAAGCUCCAUUUCAUUUGGGGUGUAUGUAGGACAUAAUGAUGAUGAUAAUUGUGUGAUGUUUAAUGGAAAGAUGUUAAAUUUUGUGAUAUGGAGCUCUUGUGUAAUUUUUUUCUAAUAUAAAAAAAUGAACAUCUAUAUUCAUAAGACUAGAGCCUCAAUCUCUUUUGCAUCAAACAUAAACUGGCUUUUACCACAGUCGGCCCCUGAAAACCUCAUCAAAGAGAAUUUUUCUUUUGGUUCCCCUGUAAUAUUAUGACUAAUAUUAAUUUUAGCUAACAUUUAUGGGGCAUUUAUUUGUGCCAGGCAGUGUGAAAAUUCUUCUAAUGGAUUAUCUUGUUUAAAUCCUCUUAAUAAUCCUAUAUGAAGAGGUAAUAAUGAUCCCUAAUUGAAGAUGAGGAAAUGGAGACAUGUAGUGGCUAAGUAGCUUGCUGAGUAACGGGCAGCUAGCAGGCAGUGUGAUGCUGAGAUCCAAAACCAGGCAGUCUGGUUCUUAAAAAUUGCCACUCCUUAUGGCCACCCUUGCAGUAUCCUGUGCUUGUCAUCAUUUCUUACUGUGGCUCUUCUGGUGAAUAGGACAUAACACUGAGUGAGAACUGAGUAUUUAACCACUGAACGGGACAAACCACAGCUAAUGACCAAAUGAAAAUCUACAAAAAGUAAAAACAUAAGUGCUUUGUAAACACCAUCAGUUAUCAGAUCACAGAAUUUGAGGUGGUGAAAACGAGGGAUUUUCUAUAAUUCCCAAAAUUCACUGUUCUUGAAUGACCUUCUCAAACUAUUUAUUAACGAGAUAAACUAACCCCUCCUUUUUCUUUCCCCUCUGCAUUUCCUCUUGGUAUAAGAAGUUCUUUUACUCCUGUAAUGUUCCUUUAUUUAAGCUUUAUAAGAAAUUCCUUCUGAUUCCAUUCACAUUCUUCCCAUAUAUUUUUGCUCUUUCUUAAAGAAUGAUUGUGUGUUUACAUGUGUAAGACUAUAGGUCCUUUUUUUUUUCGCAUGUAAAGUUUUAUCCAGAAAUCCCUUUACACAUGUGUUGAGUUGAAAAAAGAUAAUGUUCAAAGAUUAUGUACUGGAUUUGGAUGUGUGCGUUUUUAAAGCAUUUGAUAAAGUUUAAAUGUUUUUAUACAGAUUUUUGUUCAUUAAAAUCAACCUGCAACAUA